CAAUUGUGUUACGUCAUCACCGACCCUCACAUCUUUGUCAGUGAACAAAAUGGCAACUUACUGUCUCACGGUCGCUCGGCUCCAGCUGGCCCUGGGCCAUGGUGCACGGCGCCUGCACAUCUCCACAGCGUACAGAGCGAAGGCCAAAGUGUCCAUGAGCCGCUUUGAGCCCACUUCCUUCAUCAGCUACGAGAAGCUCCAGUCCAACAUUGACAUUGUGCGAAAAAGACUCAACCGUCCCCUCACCCUGUCAGAGAAGAUUGUGUACGGUCACCUCGAUGACCCCCACAACCAGGAGAUCGAUCGCGGCCGCACCUACCUGCGCCUGCGUCCUGACCGCGUGGCCAUGCAGGAUGCUACUGCUCAGAUGGCGAUGCUCCAGUUCAUCAGCAGCGGGCUGCCAAAAGUGGCUGUGCCUUCCACCAUCCACUGCGAUCACUUGAUUGAGGCUCAGGUUGGAGGACUUGAGGAUUUAGCCAGAGCAAAGGACGUGAAUCACGAGGUUUACAACUUCCUGUCCAGUGCUGGGGCAAAAUAUGGCGUUGGCUUCUGGAAACCUGGCUCUGGAAUUAUCCAUCAGAUCAUCCUAGAGAACUAUGCCUAUCCAGGAGUAAUGCUUAUUGGCACAGAUUCCCACACGCCAAACGGUGGUGGGCUUGGUAGCAUCUGCAUUGGAGUGGGUGGAGCUGACGCCGUAGAUGUCAUGGCGGGAAUCCCCUGGGAGCUCAAGUGUCCCAACGUGAUUGGCGUGAAGCUGACAGGCACCCUGUCCGGCUGGACGUCUCCUAAGGAUGUCAUCUUGAAGGUGGCCGGCAUCCUGACUGUAAAGGGAGGCACUGGAGCAAUCAUAGAGUACCAUGGACCAGGAGUCGACUCCAUUUCCUGCACGGGAAUGGCCACUAUUUGCAACAUGGGAGCAGAAAUCGGGGCAACAACCUCCGUGUUUCCUUACAAUCACCGCAUGAGGACCUACCUGAAGAAGACUGGACGUGCAGAGAUCGCCGCUGUGGCUGAUGAAUACUCGGAUUUGUUGGUACCGGAUCAAGGCUGCGAGUAUGACCAGAUCAUCGAGCUCAAUCUGGACGAGCUGAAGCCCCACAUUAAUGGACCGUUCACUCCUGACCUGGCUCACCCAGUGUCUGAAGUCGGUGCUGCGGCUCAAAAGAACGGCUGGCCGCUUGAGGUGAAAGUUGGUCUGAUCGGCAGCUGCACUAACUCCAGCUACGAGGACAUGGGUCGCGCCGCCUCUGUGGCCAAACAGGCUUUGGAUAAAGGCCUGAAGUGUAAAGCACAGUUCACAGUCACCCCCGGCUCAGAGCAGAUUCGUGCCACCAUUGAGAGAGAUGGAUAUUCAAAGAUCCUUGGAGAUGUUGGAGGUGUGGUCCUUGCAAAUGCAUGCGGACCCUGCAUUGGACAGUGGGACAGGCGCGAUGUGAAAAAGGGAGAGAAGAACACCAUCGUCACCUCCUACAACAGAAACUUCACUGCCAGGAACGACGCUAACCCCGCAACGCACGCGUUUGUUACCUCCCCCGAGAUCGUUACUGCUCUUGCAAUCGCUGGCACAUUAAACUUCAACCCUGAGACAGAUUACCUUACAACCCCAAGCGGGGAGAAGUUCAAACUGGAGCCCCCAAAUGGAGAUGAACUCCCAUCCAGGGACUUUGACCCUGGCCAGGACACCUACCAGCACCCUCCUGCUGAUGGCAGCAGCCUCAAGGUGGACGUCAACCCUCAGAGCAACCGCCUGCAGCUGUUGGAGCCCUUUGACAAGUGGCACAGAAACGAUCUGGAGAACAUGCAGGUCCUCAUCAAGGUGAAGGGAAAAUGCACCACAGACCACAUCAGCGCCGCAGGACCUUGGCUGAAGUUCCGCGGUCACCUCGAUAACAUUUCCAACAACAUGCUGAUCGGUGCGGUCAACAGCGAGAACGAUGCUGUCAACAAGAUCAAGAAUCACCUGACAGGAGAGUAUGGAGGAGUCCCUGACGUGGCCCGUCACUACAAGGCCAACGGCAUUUCCUGGGUUGUGGUUGGUGACGACAACUACGGUGAGGGCUCGAGCCGAGAGCAUGCUGCACUGGAGCCCAGGCAUCUGGGAGGGAGAGCUAUAAUUGUCAAGAGCUUCGCCAGAAUCCACGAAACAAAUCUCAAGAAGCAGGGCCUGCUCCCCCUGACCUUCAACAACCCAUCAGACUAUGACAAGAUCCGCCCCGACGACAAGAUCUCCAUCAGAGGACUUAAAAGCUUCGCUCCAGGAAAGCCUCUGACCGCAGUCUUAAAACACAGCGACGGCACUGAGGAGACCCUGCAGCUCAACCACAGCUUCAACGAGACACAGAUCCAAUGGUUCCAGGCGGGCUCCGCCCUCAACAGGAUGAAGGAGAUGCAGCACUGAGAAUGAGGAAGAUGAUUGUCAGAGGGGGGGGAACCGUGGUGAAGAUUGUGAAGAAUAAGGAGGAUAAAGUAUAAUGAUUAUUUCAUCGUCAGCAUUAUCUUACAGUUCUGGCUGAUUUAAUGUGUCUGUAUGCCUGUAAGAGUUAAACGUAGAGCCAAGUGUGAAGCUAAUGUUCACCGUGGAACAGUUUGCUCCGAUGUUAAAAUUUAAUUCAUCAGUACAGAGUUAUUGUAAGCAGCCAUGUUUCAGUGAAUCAUUGAUAACCGGUUAGAGAUUCUGUUAUAACAAAAAAACGAGGGACACACUCGCACACUUUGACACACUAAUCAGUGACAUAAUACCCUGCAAGCUGAUGCUCUGCUAGUGCGUUUGCAGUGUAGAGGGCAAUCACCUUAUUGCUUUAGGAUUGUGUUGACCUCUGCAUGGCAAUGUUUGGCUUCAUCCAAAUUGUCCCAGUGUCAUUCCAAAGUUCACCCUAAACAGCUAAAAGCUGCCGUGCAUUGCAUGUCUAAGCCCAUUUAGUCCAUUUAGUGACGGUCAAAAUCCAAAUGUUGUUAAGCCAUAUUGCACGUAUUUAUUCCCCCUGAAGUUUAGCUCGUCUGCCCCCUGGUGGCCACGAGGAUGUGGUUUGCUGCGUAGCAGGUCUAGCAUCUUCAUAUAAAUGCCCACUUUAACACCAAGUUUGACAUCUUUUCCUUUAUCUUGGAAUUUGAUCUAGGGCAUUCUGGGAAACUUAGCUUAGCUGCAACAUGUGGGACGCACUGAACAUCAAAUUACUGUGUAUCUAACUGUGAGAGGGGGUCCUCUGUCUGGUUGUACUUCAUUACAGUACAUAUUCAUUUUAAGACCCAAAAGACGGUGUUACAUUUCAUGCUGUAUUUAAAAACAAACAAACAAACAAAAACAACAAACCACAUGCUUUAAUGCUGCUCUUGGAUACAGUGACUGGCACUCUUUUUUUUCUUUCCUUGCUAAUAUCACAACCACUAUCCCUAAACUGUUCCCAGUCAGUCCUUGUGUCUUUACAAGAUCAAGCACUUCAGCCGACCCACUCCCAGUUAUUUAUGUGUUACUUAUUUAUUUUUUUUCUGCAGACUUACCUGCACCUCCAUAAAAGCACAGGGUUAACUUGGACCUCUUCAAACCUAUAUCGUCAGGUUUUUGGUUUAAUUUUGUUUUGUUUUUUUGGAGGGCUUUGAUUUGCUGCUUUUUUUUUUUUUUUUUUUUUUUACUCCACCAAUAAAUACGAUGGCAUUGUUGGGGAAAUGCUUAAAAUAAUUGUGACCAGAGUUUUAGAAAACAUGUUAAUGAGGACACUCAUAAGAAACCCAGACCAGUGAUCUGUGAGGGUGUCAGUUUAAUUAAAGGUCCCUCUGAAACCUUCACAUGACAGAGUCUAAUGCUUUUGCAAACUUCCUGGUACCCGAUGAAGCUCACAUCAGGUGAAGGAUUUAACCCCCUCCCGAUUCUAAACCAGUGUAUGUCAAAUGUCCGCUUUAGUGUGCUUUCUGUGUUCUCUUCCUCACAAAUGAUCUUUUCUGUAUAAUAGAAAGGCAGUGGGUUGUACAAACAAUAAAAAUUCACAGAUCUCACUUAUUUGCCUGUGUUCUAGUGAUGUGACUUCAUAUGAGCUGAUUUCUUCUUUUCUCCCUCUUAAUAAAUGUUUUAAAAAAACAUCCUCACAAUAUAUUUCACACAUUUGGAAAUAAACAGUAGCCUACA
This is a messenger RNA of Pundamilia nyererei, 4120 nucleotides long. RefSeq names its product aconitase 2, mitochondrial (gene aco2). The record is from RefSeq and is a predicted model, not a curated record. Gene Ontology annotation, cellular component: cytosol; mitochondrion. Gene Ontology annotation, biological process: tricarboxylic acid cycle. NCBI's taxonomy places the organism in Eukaryota, Metazoa, Chordata, Actinopteri, Cichliformes, Cichlidae. The coding region runs from base 50 to 2398 and encodes 782 amino acids. The transcript has 17 exons. Gene Ontology annotation, molecular function: aconitate hydratase activity; 4 iron, 4 sulfur cluster binding.